UAUGGGUUUGCUGGGAUAUACUAAUAUGUAUAAUAACUUAUCAACCCAGGUAAAUGAAUGGGUGGAAGAUAUACCAACAUGGAAGAUCGUCACUGGUGGAAGUUUGUUAUUGAUUGGAGGAUAUUAUAUUUUCUUCAAAGACAGAUAUUCACUUCCUGGACCAAGAGGGUAUCCAUUUUUAGGAAUUGUUCCAUGGCUUGAUAAAGAAACACCUCAUCUUAAUCUUAUCGAUUAUGCAAAAAAAUACGGUAAUGUUUGUAAAGUGUCUCUAAUGACAGAAGAUAUCAUACUUGUUUCCGGAGAAAAGAAUAUCUAUGAUGUACACAUUAAUAAACAAGACGAUUUCGCAAAUAGACUCCAUAGUGUAAGGUUCGAAGCUGUAUUGAAUGGAGCAGACGACCUCGCUGUAAUGAAUGAUAGUGAAAACUAUAGAGAAUCAAAGAAGAUGACACUUAGAUCUCUUAAAACCUAA
This is a messenger RNA of Dimorphilus gyrociliatus, 472 nucleotides long. NCBI's taxonomy places the organism in Eukaryota, Metazoa, Annelida, Polychaeta, Dinophilidae. The record is from the annotation of a GenBank genome assembly.